GACCCCCUCACCCUACUAAACCUGUCAAAUAGCUGCAGAUGGGAUCUUACAAAGCCUAUCUCGAACAGGGCCUCGAUCUAUGUCCCAAAAUAUACCUCCAAGAAGACCCAGACCCCCAAACGCAGGAUGCUGAUUACCCUGGGCGGCCGCCAGAUGGUGCCAGCCAAGGCAGACAGUUUGAUUACGAGAGAACAGCUUCCUCGAGCAACCCCAACCAUGCCAGUCAAGGUACAGAGUCUGCUCGCGACUAUAUAGCUACUUCGAGCAUCCCUAUCCGAUCCAGUCAAGACACACGGUUUGCCCUCCCGACCCCCUCAAGCAACCGUAGUCAUGCUAGUCAAGACAUGCAGGUCACUCCCGACGUCUUCUCAGCUUCUUCGAGCAACCCAACUCGCCCAAAUCAAGAUACACAGGUUACUCGCUCAAUCCCCACCAGCAACUCCAGUCGUGACAGCCACGGCGAUUUGACAACUUCCUCCAACAACCGUACCCAAUCUACUCCGCGCUCCAACCCACUGUCCCACCUAACCCGCCCCUCAGAACCAAAUCCCCUACCUUCACAGAGCCUCAACUCCAAAGACCGCAACCCAUCGCCACCUCCCGCGCCACCACAUCCACCAGGCCCCUGUCCUCCCUGCGCCAAACGACUGUGGUCGAAAGUUCUCCGCGCGCCGCCACCCCCUGAACCUCCAAGUCCACGAACCCCGGGACUAUGGACAAAAGUACUCUGUUCGUCCACAACUCCCCCACUCGCGCCUGAUCCCACCGAGCAGGAAGCGCCACGACCGCAUGGGUUAUUCACCAAAAGACGUAGAUCUUCCGUUCCUCUGUUAGACCUGCCACCUGCCGAGUUACAGCCAAAGGUAACAGAAAAGGUGCGUAGGCAGGAGCGUAGACAGUCCUCCCCUAUGCUCGUAUCCACACGCACCGAGACCUGGCCCCCCAGGAGACGUCAAAGGUCUCACGAUCCCCAAUCCCCUCACCACCCAGACCCAGACACCCAAACCACUCUAUCCCACUUUCUCCCGCGUCCGGUUCAUUCCUCCUCCCCAAACCCCCAAACUCCCAACCACGCACCUCCCUCCCCUUCUCCCCCCUAUCCCCUUACCACCAACCAGUACGACAACGACAACCCCUCCUCCCUCCUCCCCCUCCAACACCACCUAAACUACACCUUCACCUCCCCCACCCUCCUCACCCAAGCCCUCACCCCCCCCACCCCCGGCCACUCCAACAACGCGCGACUCUCCUACCUCGGCCGCAGCGCCAUGGAGCUCGUGCUCUGGGAAUCAUGCUACACCCUCCGGCUUUCCGAGCGCGCGGCAAGGGAAGCGGUGGCGAGGGCGUUGGGGGUGGAAGCGCUGGUGGGGGCGGGAAUGAGGUGUGGGCUUGGGGGGUGUAUGUGGAUGCGGGGGUGGGGGGGGGUGAGGAGGGUGAUGGGGGGGUUGGGGGUUGGGAUUGGGGACGGGUAG
This is a messenger RNA of Pseudogymnoascus destructans, 1472 nucleotides long. RefSeq lists its product as uncharacterized. The transcript has a single exon. The record is from RefSeq and is a predicted model, not a curated record. Bases 39 to 1472 code for a protein of 477 amino acids. Gene Ontology annotation, biological process: RNA processing. Gene Ontology annotation, molecular function: ribonuclease III activity. NCBI's taxonomy places the organism in Eukaryota, Fungi, Ascomycota, Leotiomycetes, Thelebolales, Thelebolaceae.